Messenger RNA from Emys orbicularis (European pond turtle), 4746 nucleotides. It is a transcript of the gene SETBP1, whose product is annotated as SET binding protein 1. Gene Ontology annotation, biological process: regulation of DNA-templated transcription. NCBI's taxonomy places the organism in Eukaryota, Metazoa, Chordata, Testudines, Emydidae. The transcript is spliced from 7 exons. Gene Ontology annotation, molecular function: DNA binding; histone H3K4 methyltransferase activity. Gene Ontology annotation, cellular component: nucleoplasm. The coding region runs from base 1 to 4746 and encodes 1581 amino acids. The record is from RefSeq and is a predicted model, not a curated record.
AUGGAGGCAAGGGAGACCCUAGGCAGCUCCCGGCAAAGGGGAGGUGAGGCGGAUUUCCUGCCGGCCACGGUUUCCUCUGCGAAGCCUCCACCUGCUUCUAGCUGCACGGGGGAGACCAUGUUGCCUGCUUCAGGCUCCGGGAAAGGGAUCCCAGUGAGCGGAGAACGACUGGAGCCAGAAGAAGAGGAUGAAUUGGGUUCUGGGAGAGAUGUGGAUUCCACUUCCAAUGCAGACAGCGAGAAAUGGGUGGCAGGAGAUGGCCUGGAGGAGCAGGAGUUUUCAAUCAAGGAGGCUAACUUUACAGAGGGGAGCCUGAAGCUGAAAAUCCAGACCACUAAGAGAGCCAAGAAGCCCCCUAAAAACCUGGAGAACUAUAUCUGCCCACCUGAGAUCAAAAUCACCAUCAAGCAGUCUGGCGAGCAGAAACUCUCCCGAGGUGGGAAAAAUAGCAAAGCAGCUAAAGAGGAGGACAGAGGGCACUCCAAAAAGAAGCUGUUCACAGCUGAUGAACUGAGCUUGUCUACACUGAAGGGCUUUUCACCUCAAGUUUAUGACCGGCCCCCAAAGCAUUCUGCUCUGCACUAUGACCCAGGCCUCCAACAGGACUUCACCAGUGACACCUUAAAAUCAAAGCACCAGCAAAAAAGCAGCAACCAGCACCAUCUUGACUGGUCAGCAAGCUCUGACACUGGAUCUGCGUCUCAAAGUUGCUUCCUCAAUACAGAAUCCAGCCGAGAAGCAGCUAGUGCCACCAAGGUUUGUGCUCAAGAGCCAGUUGUUUCUUUCAGCAAGCCUCAAACAAAGAAAUCUGGUGCAGGAAACUCAUGGAGUCAGUUGUCAACCAAUAAUAAAGAGCUGGCUGUAUGCAGUGCAGUUCCAUCACCAAAUAACAUCACUGCAGCAUCCCAGCCUAGCAAUCCUUCCGAGUGCAAUGGGCUUUCGCCUCUAGUGGAUAAAGAGGGAGGAGGCCAAAUGGAGAUCCCUGACCAACCCACUGGGAACACAAAGAAGAAAUCCAGCAAAAAAGACUUAAUAAAUCACACCAUCCAAAACACAGAUGUAGAAUGGGUGAAAAAUGCUCAAAAAGCAUUUGAGAGCAAAACCCAUGACAGCAUGGAAAGGAAAAAGGAAUCUUAUUCAACGGACAAAAUGCUAGAAGCAUCGCCCUCGAGGCAGAACCCAAGUUCUGCCAAUGGUUCUGAGAGUGACACCAGUCACGUACGAAUUACUAUCCCAAUAAAGACUCCGACAGCAGAUAUGUCUGGCCACAAAAGGAAAAAAAGGCAAUCUGCAAAAUCUUCAGCAGAUAAAACUCUCCAGGAAAAAAGCCUACCUUCUGGAAUUCCCAUGAGCAGUGAAGUAGCAAACAGGACUAGUUCACAACUGGAGGCAAGCAAAAAAGAUCUUCGAGCCAUAAAGCAAGGGAAAGCUCCUGAGAAUGAGUCCCCAUUGGCAGCUAUUGAGAGCAGUGGGGUCACUGACAAAGCUCCCCCAAACAAUGCAAGUAGGCUCAGAAAAUCUGCAGCUGCAACUUCCAUGUCCGCUCCUAACAAUCUUUCUGCAUCUAGCAAAUUGCCACAUAUCCAGCACCCAAAACUUGCAGCAAAACGGAGAUGGACCUGCAGCAAACCUAAAAACAUGCUUCAAGAAACCUCUGUGGCUACAUCCGAGAAGCUGAUGAUAGAGCCUCCUUCAGCCUAUCCCAUCACUCCAUCUAGCCCUCUGUAUACCAAUACAGACAGUCUUACGGUGAUUACGCCCAUCAAGAAAAAAAGAGGACGACCAAAGAAACAGCCUUUGCUCACUGUCGAAACCAUCCACGAGGGAACCUCCACCAGCCCGGUCAGUCCAAUCAAUCGAGAAUUUCCAGGCACAAAGAAAAGGAAGAGGAGACGGAACCUGGCUAAGCUGGCCCAGAUGGUCCCAGGGGAGGACAAAUCCAUCAGUGAACUGAAGUUUCACAAAAAGGUCGGCAAGCUGGGCGUAUUGGAUAAGAAGACCAUCAAGACCAUCAACAAGAUGAAGACCCUCAAGAGGAAGAAUAUUCUGAAUCAGAUCUUGUCCUGCUCCAGCAACAUAGCUUUGAAAACAAAAGCCCAGCCACCGUCCAGCGCAGGGGCUGCGACCAUCGAUGCCAGACUAGGGAAGCAAAUAAAUGUCAGCAAGAGGGGGACUAUCUACAUUGGCAAAAAACGGGGCAGGAAGCCAAGAGCAGAGCUGCAGCCCCCUCCAGAAGAACCUAAGACAGCCAUCAAGCACUCAAGGCCUGUUUCGAGCCAGCCAGAAAACCCAGCAGUGCCUUCCAACUUGCAGUCACUUGUGGCAUUGUCACCAGCAGCUAUUCAUCCGCUUUCAACACAGUUAGUGGGGUCUAAUGGCAACCUUAGCCCUGCAAGCACUGAAACAAAUUUUUCAGAGUUAAAAACUAUGCCAAAUCUUCAACCCAUCAGUGCUCUUCCUACAAAAACCCAGAAAGGAAUGCACAGUGGAACUUGGAAGCUGUCUCCACCCAGGUUAAUGGCUAACUCACCUUCCCAUCUCUGUGAAAUAGGUUCUCUGAAAGAAGUCACGCUGUCACCAGUGAGUGAGUCUCACAGCGAGGAAACCAUACCAAGCGACAGUGGAAUAGGUACAGACAAUAACAGCACUUCUGACCAAGCAGAAAAAAGCUCAGAAUCCCGCAGGAGGUACUCUUUUGAUUUCUGUACCCUGGACAAUCCAGAGGCCAUACCAUCUGACACCAGCACAAAGAACAGGCAUGGUCACCGGCAGAAGCAUCUCAUUGUUGAUAACUUUCUCGCUCACGAGAGCAUUAAAAAGCCAAAGCACAAGAGGAAAAGGAAAAGCCUGCAGAACAGAGAUGACCUCCAGUUUCUUGCAGACCUCGAGGAGCUCAUCAACAAGUUUCAAGUGUUCAGGAUUUCCCAUAGAAGCUACACGUUUUACCACGAAAAUCCAUAUCCUAGCAUUUUCAGGAUUAAUUUUGAUCACUAUUACCCUGUGCCAUAUAUCCAGUAUGACCCAUUGCUCUAUCUUCGCAGGACCUCUGACAUGAAGUCUAAGAAGAAGCGUGGUAGACCUGCCAAAACCAAUGACACCAUGACAAAGGUGCCUUUUUUACAAGGGUUCGGUUACCCUAUUCCCAGUGGGAGUUACUAUGCACCCUAUGGAAUGCCUUACACAUCAAUGCCUAUGAUGAAUCUUGGUUACUACGGUCAGUAUCCAGCUCCUUUGUACCUGUCCCACACACUUGGAGCAGCUUCCCCAUUUAUGAGGCCCGCAGUGCCCCCACCCCAGUUCCAUUCAAGCUCUCAUAUGAAGAUGUCCACCACUGCCAAGCAUAAAGCCAAACAUGGAGUGCACCUGCAGACUCCUGUGGGAAUGAGCCUUGGAGAUAUGCAGUCCUCCUUGGCGCCUCCAAAGGUUGGAGGAACAAGCGUUUCUAGUGGCCGACUUCACAAAAGAAAACACAAACAUAAGCACAAGCAUAAGGAUGAGCGGAUAUUGGGGGCACAUGAAGAUCUGAGUGGUCUUUUUGCUAGCAAGUCCACCGGCUUCUCCAGCCAUGCGAUCAGCGAAAGGCUAAGUGGCUCAGACAAAGACCUCUCCUUGCUCAAUGAGAAAAGCAAGCAUAAGGAGAAACAGAAGCACCAGCAUUGUGAAACGGGACACAAAGGCUCAAAGAGUAACUUUGAAGUGGAUACACUGUCUACAUUAUCGCUUUCUGAUGCCCAGCAGUGGACGCAGAGCAAAGAUAAAAGUGACUCGAGCAAUGAUCCCAUUGACUCUUGCACAAAGAGAUACUCGGGUAACACUGAGAGUAGUGCAAGGUCAGAGUCCCUGGACAUGUUUGGUGAAAUCAGUUCCUCCAUCGAAAAGCGGGACAAUGAUGCAAGUGGGAAUAAAAGAAGAAGCUUUGAAGGGUUUGGAACUUACAGGGAAAAGGACAUUCAAUCUUUCAGGAUGAAUAGGAAGGACAGAAGUACCUAUGAUUCUUCAGCCUCUUCAGGAAUAACAAGUCCCCACUUAAAAGCAGACCAGCCUUCACUUCAUAGUAGAAUAGAAAGUUCUGCCUGUAACAUGAUGACCAGAAGGAAACCAGCAGCUGUUGAAAAUGUUGCAAUGCCACCAACGUCAGUGUUAUCGCUCCUACCUUCAUCAUCAGCAACAUCUGAUGCAGCCAGCUCACCACUGAAAAAGAGAUUCAAGCGUCGGGAAAUCGAAGCAAUCCAGUGUGAGGUGCGCAAGAUGUGCAACUACACGAAGAUCCUGUCCACCAAAAAGAACUUGGAUCAUGUGAACAAAAUCCUGAAAGCCAAGCGGCUGCAGAGACAAUCAAAGACAGGCAAUAACUUCGUAAAGAAGAGGAGAGGGCGUCCCCGGAAGCAACCUUUCUCAUUUGACGAAGACUCCAGAGACCAAAUGCCAGUUCUGGAAAAAUGCGUUGACCUUCCCAGCAAACGAGGUCAGAGACCCACAUUGAACCCUUUAAUACUGGAGCAAGCAGCCAGUCAAGAUACAGUCAUGGCCACCAUUGAGGCUGUAAUAAACAUGGCUCGAGAGACACCACCGCUUCCCCCUCCUCCCCCGCCGCCUCCUCCUCCACCCCCACCCCUUUCCCGGACACCACGAGUUGGAAAGAGGAAAAACAAACCGUAUCUGCAGCAGCAUCAGGAGGAGGAGGAGGAAGUGAAAGUGAAAAGGCACCGGAAAGCAAGAGGAAGUGAAAGUGAAAUUCUUCCCUAG